Molecule: messenger RNA, 1545 nt
Organism: Saccostrea echinata
Lineage: Eukaryota; Metazoa; Mollusca; Bivalvia; Ostreida; Ostreidae
Exons: 7
Coding region: 191-1510 (439 amino acids)
Source: RefSeq, a predicted model, not a curated record
CGCUGAAAAAGCUGUUUGGAAGGAAAGAAAAUUCAUAGUAUUUGAGUCACAUCUGCUAGAGUUGUUUAAAUCUUGUCCAUCAUGUGCAUCUUUAUGCCUAUUUCAAAUAAAGAAGACCAUAGGUUCAUUAGUAAAGGUAGAUCAAACCUGUGGUACCUGUGGGUAUGAGCGUACCUGGGACAGCCAGCCUAUGACUGGGUCUGUUCCUUCAGGAAACCUUCUCUUAUCUGCAGCAAUUCUAUUUACAGGGUUACUUCCUUCAAAAGCUCUGAGGUUCAUGGAACACAUAAAUAUUCAAACCAUUACACCAAAUACAUUUUUUCAACAUCAGAAGCAUUAUCUGCACCCAUCUAUCUGCUCUGUUUGGAAAACAUUUCAAGAUAAUUAUUUUCAAAAGAUGGUUGAGAGUGGUAAAGACUUGACGAUUGGCGGAGACGGUCGAGCAGACACACCAGGACAUUCGGCAAAAUUUGGAAGUUAUGCCAUUCUAGAUUUAGAACUGUCACUUGUGAUAAAUGUACAAUUAGUACAGAGCAAUGAGGUUAAAAGCAGUUACCACAUGGAGAAAGAAGGCUUUAUUAGAAGCAUCAAUUUCAUAAAAGAAAAAGGAUUAAAAAUUGCAGAAAUUGUGACAGACAGACAUGUACAGAUCGUAAAGUAUGUGCGAGAGGAAAUGCCUGAGACUAUACACCACUUUGAUGUUUGGCAUGUUGCUAAAGGUUUGAAAAAAAAGUUAACUGCCCUGUCUAAAGAGAAAGAAUGUGAAAGGCUACAGCUGUGGAUUCGCAGUAUUUGUAAUCAUCUUUACUGGACCGCAGCAUCCACUCCAGAUGGAAAUGGGCAAAUGAUGCUUGAAAAAUGGCAGUCUGUUGCAAAUCAUGUUCAAAAUAUACAUGAACACAACGGAGAUUUAUAUGACAGUUGUCUACAUGGCCCAUUAGAGGGUAUAGAAAGACACAAGAAGUGGCUUGAGCCUGGAACAAAAGUUGCUGAAAGAUUGUCGGACAUUGUUAUGUCAACACAGAUGAAAAAGGAUGUUCCAAAAUUAUCUCCUGGGCAACAAACAGCUUCACUUGAAGGAUUCCACUCUGUAAUUAAUCAUUUUGCUCCUAAAAUGAUUGGGUUUUCCUAUCAGGGGAUGCUAUCAAGAAUUCUUUUGGCUGCACUCCAUUACAAUGAGAAUGGCAUGAGAGAACAUGCCUCAACAAAAGAAGGAAACAAACGUUUCGACAUAAUUUUUCCCAAAUACAAGAAGGGAGAAUACACAGUUCGAGAAGUGAAGGUGGAAUGUACUUAUGAAUAUAUUGAACGUCUUAUGAAUUCGGCAGUUUCCCUAGCAGAGGAAUAUGCUAUGAAUUCAAGUACAGUGCUUGAUGAUCAGCCAGUCCCCCCUCCACUUUGUAGUUCAUUUGAAAGACCAGAGAAGACACGAGCCAUACAGGAAAAAAUGUCAAGAUAUACUAACAGAGCACAUGAAAACGAUGAAUGCGAGUCUUCUGAAUGUAGUUAGAAUGUUCUUGGCUGUAAAUAAUGUUAACUGGAUUU